Messenger RNA from Suillus bovinus, 2586 nucleotides. RefSeq lists its product as uncharacterized. The record is from RefSeq and is a predicted model, not a curated record. The transcript is spliced from 15 exons. The coding region runs from base 1 to 2586 and encodes 861 amino acids. Lineage: Eukaryota; Fungi; Basidiomycota; Agaricomycetes; Boletales; Suillaceae.
AUGUACCCCGACGCCCGAAACUCUCCCUCCAAGGGAAAAGCGAAACAAGCUGAUGCACAAAACUGGCACUCCCACUGGUGGGAUUUUCAUCCACUAGCAGAUCAUCUCCAAAGACCCGUCGCGUGGUCCAAUGCUUCAACCAUAUUCACUCCCCAUCCCUCUCAGCCCUUAAUACUCGGAAGAUUCUUUUCUUCCUCAAAGCAGUUUCUCGUCACAUCUCCCGAUCAAAUAUUGAACAAUCCUGCUGCUUAUGAACCUCCAAAUGUUAUCACAGUUUCAUCCAAUGACCAUUGGUUAUUCGCAUACUUUCCAGGCCGCGACUGUGACGGCGUCGGAUGUCUGUGGCAACGUGGAUACACUAUUGACAAGUGGAAUAUCAGAGACUACUGGGCUUGCGAACGAGGCGCUGGUAUAAUCAACGCUGUGUUCGUCGGCGCUGAACGCGAGUGGGUCACAUGCCCAGAUGGUUCCACCACCCGCUUGGCUCAAUGCGGGCCUCUGACCCCUGUGUCUAACCCCACUCUACUCACAGUAACCCAGGCUCACCAGUUAAAUGUCUACUUCCUGCGGACUUAUGCAUCAGGUGUAAAAUCUUUGACCUGUUCCCUUGUACAGCCAUGCUAUACUGCUGAGAACAUUAGUCAAACUUCCAGGCUCUGCAGUGCGGCUUCGUUUGGCUUUAUUUAUCAUGAGUCUGUGUUUAUGGUUGCCAUGCGAUCCCGACGCUAUCCGUUAUCAGAUACCCUAAGAGCAGCAUCUGAUAGCUCCCAUGAUCUCGGACUUCCUCUUGAUAUGCCCACGGAUAAUGAACUGGACGAGCGCCCACCAUUAUUGGAUUGGAAUUCUUACCAAGAAGAGCAAACGAUCGAGCUUUGUGAAGUGAAACUACGUUUCGAUGGCUCGUGCAUGUUCAUCAUCACCGCACCUCUCUCGCCCAUCUACCAUCCCGGGCCUUACCUGACCAACUUUCUGUUUAUCUCGGUACCUGGGUCUAAACCAGAUACCCUCACUUCACCCAAAGCAUCGCCAAUGAAGGACAAGCAACCCCAACGUGGUCAGCUAGAAUUGCCUACAACAUAUCUAGUCGCAUCAUUCUUGGAUUUCGAGGAAUAUGCGUCGCUGCCAAAGUCUCGCAUAGUUGCAUAUUCAAUAGUCAGGGUCGUUCCUCCAAAUGGAAAAAUUCCUUGGACUGCUCGGCUUGUGGGAGAUCGGACUCUCUCUCCUCGCAUUCUUACAGUUGCUACCCCUGGCUCUUUAUCAGUCGCAAUGAGAAAGGCAACAGUAGUUGUUGCAAUGACCAAUCCAGGGGGAUCGUUGGCACGAGGCGCGGCCAAACUGAAAGAAGUCCCUGUAGGCAGUCUCGUCGCCUUGCAACUACCAGACCUCUCCGAUGAUCCCGAUUGCGAUCAUCCAAGUAUUCUUGCACCUGUUAAUAGAACGAGCAGCGAUUGCCCCCUGAGUAUAUCUACGUCGCCUAACAAAUUGCUCGCAUGUGCAGUUUCGAUGUUGCAGACUUCCGUUUACACUCUUCCAAGGACACGGAUCACUUCAGGAUCAAAAGACACCCUACAUCAGUUGCCGCUCGCACAAGCCCUGAUCAUUGCACUUCAAUCUCGAAGAUCGACAGCAGAUAUCUCUCACAUUCUAUCUCUACCAAGUACUCCAGCCACGAUGCUGCACGAUACGCUAUUUGGUACGUUGACCUCUUAUGAGGUGAAUGCCCGUCUUGGCAAUGCGAACUCGUUUUCGAUCGUCGAAGUGAUGGGAGCAGCUGUUGAGAUCUAUAGAGGGAGGGCACGUUGGACGCAGAACGAAGACGAGAAAGGCAGAUAUUUGAUGCUCUCGCGAAACGCUCUAAAUGUGUGUUCGGUGUCUGCUUGUUUUUCUGCUUUUGAAGACUGCAAAGAACCCGUCUGGCAGUUAAUCAGCCUGUCAACUUGGGUUGUGGCUUUCUUGGAGGAUCUCAUGAAGGAAUGUGUCUUCCUGGCUGACCUAGCUGACCCGACUCCAAACAUGAGCCUAAACUCUAACGAACAAGCCACGAACCAAUCACCUCAUUCAGUGUCGCUGGACACACCGAUACUUCUCCAUCUAGUCCAUCCACUUGCUCUUACAAAUCUUAGGGCCGUGGUUUUUCACGUCAGCUCUUUUCACCAAUAUUUGGCCUCGAUGACGGCAAAACGGGAGAAUUCGCAGUUCGCGAGGGAUAUCAUGCUGGACCUCGUCAGUUCAUCUGGCUUGGACCUGAAAGUACUCGAAGACAUUCUCAGCUCUGCGAUCCCUGAGGCGAGUGCAAUUCCAGACAGACCUCGUUUGUUCAUCAAGUCAUCUGAUCUGGUCGACGGGUUUGCGAAUCUGUCAGCAUCAGAUCGACCUGUGGGAGAUGAUCCGGGGAUGGACGUGGUGACGAAGGGAAGGCUUUUGACACAGAAAGCUGGGCUGCUUUGUUUGAGGUGCGGUGGACGAUCACAGGUCGGAGGUGAGGUGAUGGUUGCGGGACGUUCAUCUCCGAGAUGGAAGACUUGGGAAAGGAUGUGGGCGGCGAGGUGCAUCUGUGGGGGAUCUUGGGUAAGCGGAAAUAUUUAG